Zophobas morio is the source of this 826-nucleotide messenger RNA. RefSeq names its product uridine-cytidine kinase 2-like. Gene Ontology annotation, molecular function: kinase activity; ATP binding. The transcript has 9 exons. The record is from RefSeq and is a predicted model, not a curated record. The coding region runs from base 32 to 826 and encodes 264 amino acids. NCBI's taxonomy places the organism in Eukaryota, Metazoa, Arthropoda, Insecta, Coleoptera, Tenebrionidae. Gene Ontology annotation, cellular component: cytoplasm.
GUUGUAGGCAUAAAGUACCUUUUUAUUAAUAAUGGGUGGAAACCGAAGUAGACGAGUGGACAUGAGUUCUACGGAUUCACCUUUUCUUAUCGGCGUCAGUGGAGGAACUGCCUCCGGAAAGACCACUGUUUGCCGCAAAAUUAUUGAAGGGCUUGAAAAGAAUGAUCUGGGUCUUCAAUCUGGCGAGGACUUGGCAGUAAUAAUACACCAAGUCAGCUUUUAUAGGCCUAUUGACAUUGAAAAGGUUGACGUUAAUUAUUACAACUUUGAUAAUCCAACUGCAUUUGAUUUCAAACUCAUUGUGCAGGUUUUAUCUGAUUUACGCUCCGGUAAAGAGGUUGACGUACCGAUUUAUGAUCAAAAGACUUACACUAGAUCUUCCGAGACCUGCCGGGUGUGUCCAAAAAAGAUUAUUCUUUUUGAAGGGAUUCUUUGCUUCGACUGUAAAGAACUUCGCGAUUUGUUUCAUUUGAAGAUCUUUGUCGACUGCGACAACGACACGCGGUUAGCCAAACGAGUUUUGAGGGACUUAAAGAAACGCAAUCGUGAUUUAGACAGUAUUUUAAAGCAGUACAUCGACUUUGUGAAACCUGCUUAUGAUGAUUUCAUUCAACCUUCUAAAAAAUAUGCAGACAUUAUAAUUCCUAGAGGGGCGGAUAAUUUAGUCGCCAUUGACUUUAUUAUUCAGUACAUUAAAGAACAUUGCAAGCAACCAGUCGCCAACUCUUUGGACACCAAAAGACUACUUCGAGAGCAUUACUCUUUUACAGCAGCCAUUGAGGGAACACUUCCUUCUGUUCACACUGGCAUAAUUCGUCCUCAUUAA